Messenger RNA from Knipowitschia caucasica, 495 nucleotides. The record is from the annotation of a GenBank genome assembly. Lineage: Eukaryota; Metazoa; Chordata; Actinopteri; Gobiiformes; Gobiidae.
AUGGCUCUAUGUGAGAUGAGGCUCAUCUGGGGAGCGUUUUGCCUUGUGGUGGAAUUGUCGUUGGCACAGGAGACUUACGCACCCCACUCCAUACGGACAGACGGGCAUCUGACGCUCGGCGGGCUCUUCCCUGUGCAUGCGAGGGGGUCCGAUGGCAUCUCGUGUGGGGACUUAAAGAAAGAGAACGGGAUCCAGCGUCUCGAGGCGAUGAUGUACGCCUUGGACCAGAUAAACCAGGACGAUCAGCUCUUACCCAACAUCACCCUUGGCGCGCGGGUUCUGGACACUUGCUCCCGGGAUACGUACGCGUUGGAGCAGUCAUUAACUUUUGUCCAGGCCCUGAUCACCAAAGACACUUCUGACGUCCGCUGCACUAACGGAGACCCGCCGGUGUUUGUGAAACCAGAAAAAGUAGUGGGAGUCAUCGGAGCAUCGACAAGUUCUGUAUCGAUCAUGGUCGCCAACAUCCUACGCCUCUUUCAGGCAAGUCUUUAA